UGCCCCGCGGCGGCGCGGUCGCCAUGGCGCCGGGGGCCGCGCGGCCCGGGCUGCUGCUGCCGUUGCUGCUGCUGCGGCGGGACGGGACGGGGCGGGACGGGACGGGGCGGCCGGGCCCCAUGGCGGCGGCGGCGGCGGCGGCGGGCGAGGAGGGGCUGCAGGCGCUGUACCGCUGGGUGGACGCCAUCCCCCUGUCCCGGCCCAAGCGCAACAUCGCCCGCGACUUCAGCGACGCGGUGCUGGCCGCCGAGGUGGUGAAGUUCUUCUUCCCGCGGCUGGUGCAGAUGCACAGCUACGUGCCCGCCAGCUCCACGCAGCAGAAGCUCUCCAACUGGGACCACCUCAACAGGAAGGUCCUGAGUAAGCUGGACUUCUGCGUCCCGGACGACAUGAUCCGCCAGAUCGUGCAGUGCCGGCCCGGCCUGGUGGAGCAGCUGCUGCUCCUGCUGCGGCAGAAGAUAGAGGAGAAGCAGAAGCAGAGCAAGGUGGCGUCCGGCCCGGGCCAGGAGCCGGGCACGCGGGCAGCGCUGGAACAGAUCAGCUACCUGGAGACAGGCUGCUCCUCGAAGGCGAAGGGCCACGUGGGAGGGGGCUGUGCCCAGGCGUCCCCGGGGGCUGACAGGCUGAACAAGAGCCACCACGGCUAUGCCCAGACGUGCCCGGGGGACACCGCCGUCCGCCUGCAGCUGGCGGAGAGGGAGCAGGCCCUGCUCCUGGCCCAGGAGACCAUCCAGAUCCUGCAGAUGAAGGUGCGGAGGCUGGAGCAGCUGGUGCAUCUCAAGAACAUCCGGAUAGAUGACCUCAGCCAGCGCCUGCAGCAGGCCGAGUGCCAGCCGAAAUGAGCCGUGCCUUGCUGUCCCCGCAGCUCCUCUCCCUGCUCGCUCCGGACCUCUCCGGUUCCCGCGGGGCUCUUAGCAUCGUUCUGCCUCGCCUCGCCGGUUCCUGCCGGAAGAGCCAGGUUGCUGCUCAGAAACGUUCCUCUAAGGCGAGCGGCAGCGGCUGGGAGGCCCCUCCGGGGUCUCGCUGCUGUGGCUUGGGGACAGGUUGCGGCUCACUGGGUGUCUGGCGGUGGCUCGCAGCGUGGGGAUGUCUCUCGCCGCCCGGGAGACGCGACUGGCAGAGGCGACGUUUCUGAAGCUCUGAGAUCUCAUCUCUUGCCCAAAGCUGUUGUUUGUGUUUGUAACCUCGGAGCGAAUCUGCGCUGCAGCAAACCGACCCGCUCGCGUGGCCACUGGCUCCCCUCUGCGCGGGGCGGCUGCCGCUUUCCCCGCUGCCCCCCGGCCGGGCGGACAUGCUCUUCCGAAGGGACCUGGCAGCAUUUUCCUGUGGAGAUGCGUCCCUGCUGCCAUUCCCAGCCUUGCCGGCCUGCUCCCUCCCUCUCUGGGGAUGCACCUUGGCGGAAAGCAGGCCCUUCCCGGGUGCUCCGUGAGCCCCCCCGGGACGGAGCCCAGCAUCACUCCCACUGGGCCACCCGGAUAAAGGAUGCGCUAUCCCUGCUAAGGGUAUCCCAUUUCCCCUGGGGCUUUUCCUGCCUAACUUCCAUUUUGACCGUGGUUUUCACUUUUUAAUAGCAAAGCCUGGGAAGAGGGGUGCCGGUCACCGGGGAUUUUCCAGCCAUA
This is a messenger RNA of Dromaius novaehollandiae (emu), 1619 nucleotides long. RefSeq names its product sperm flagellar 1 (gene SPEF1). Gene Ontology annotation, cellular component: axoneme. The record is from RefSeq and is a predicted model, not a curated record. Bases 24 to 842 code for a protein of 272 amino acids. Gene Ontology annotation, biological process: regulation of cytoskeleton organization. NCBI's taxonomy places the organism in Eukaryota, Metazoa, Chordata, Aves, Casuariiformes, Dromaiidae. The transcript is spliced from 7 exons. Gene Ontology annotation, molecular function: microtubule binding.